AUGCUUGACGGAUCCCGCUUAGAUGCGGUAAAGGGAAGCAGGCAUUUCAUCGAUGCCAUUGCGGAUGAGAACCCAGCAGCGGCAAGGUACUUGAGUACGUACUACACUGAAGUUGAGACGCCGAAGCGGGCAAGUGAUGGCUACGAAAAUGCUCCAACGCUUGUGGGUAUUGCGGACGUGUUCAUCAACAAACUUGGAUACGUUUGGAACGCCAAGGACUACGUUGUCCCGAAAUCCUGCAAGUCGGAGCUGUUUGGUCAGCGUGGAAGCACGGCGCUCCCGACUAAAGCGCAGAGUUACGAGAAGGUCUGUACCACAGAAGGACGACUUCACGUAUGA
Messenger RNA from Ectocarpus siliculosus, 339 nucleotides. The record is from the annotation of a GenBank genome assembly. Lineage: Eukaryota; Phaeophyceae; Ectocarpales; Ectocarpaceae.